AUGGCGGAUGAAGAAGAAGAACAGCAAACUCUGAUCUACGAAUCAAGAAAAACCAAAGUGGUGUCACCAAAAGAUGGGGACUCCUCCAAAUCCAGAGUGAGAAUCGCUAGGUUUCUCAAACCCUGCGCAAAGCAAAUCAACCAAGCAAUCCCUGUUCCAAACACUCCUCUCUUGUCUGAAAUCUUUCCUCACAGUCUUCAACAAUGGCCCUCAAAAGUCCUCUUCAGAGCCUGGAAACAACCCCAGAGAAGAUGGAAGGAAUGGGUCGAAAAAUUAGCUGAAAAACAUGGCGCCAUUUGGAACCAAACUGGUAUUUGCGAUGCUAUCAUGAGUUCUAUAUACGAAGUUCGCUGCAACCCUGAUUUGGUUCUUGGGUUGUGUGAGUUUUGGUGUUCUGAGACUAACUCGUUUGUGUUUCCAUGGGGCGAAUCCACGAUUACCCUUGAAGAUUUGAUGGUUCUUGGUGGAUACCCAGUUCUUGGAGAGCCUGUUACGAGUCCUCUUGAUGAGGAAUUGGUGAAAAUUGAGAGAGAAUUGGAAAAACAGAGAAGCCAAAUGUUGAAAAGCAAGGCAAAGAAAGCAGAUCACUCUAGUUGGAUCAAGCAUUUCAUGGUUGAACAGCAUGAGUUUGAGCAUGUUGCAUUUCUGUCACUGUGGUUGUCAAGGUUUGUCUUCCCUUCAAUUGCUGAAGAAACCAUUGGAAAACAUGUUUUCGCCAUUGCGAUUCAUUUGUCUAGAGGAACACCAAUGGCACUUGGCCCUGCUGUUCUUGGGAGUCUUUAUCGAGACUUGAGAUUGUUGAAGCAACAAACUAUCGAUUCCAUGGAGUUAAUUGUUGUUAAAGGACCAUUCCAACUAGUGCAGCUUUGGGCAUUUGAACAUUUUCCACUUAUGGGUCCUAAUUCCCCCAAUUCACUCCUUCCUGGUGAGCCUAGAGUUGCGCGGUGGCACAAACUGAGCUUGAAAAUUAACCUGCCCCUUGUUCGAUCAGCUCUGCAACUUCCAGAAAAUUUUAAGUGGCGGCCUUACGCUUCUAAUUUGGAAAAUUGGCGCCAUCCGGUAUAUUAUGAAGAAACUGAACAAUGGUUAUCUACUGAUUCUAGUUUGGAGUUGGAGUUGCGGUCUUUCUUCAAAUGCUUGCAGGCUUCUGAGCUGAUUGGUGUAGAUUGUAAAGAGAAGUAUCUACCACACCGUGUGGCAAUGCAGUUUGGGAUGGAUCAAGAUCUUCAUGCUGAUCCUUGUGGAUUAAAUUUCAUUGGUGAACAUGUUGGCUUCUUUGUCCCACCAAGGUCCUUCCAGCCAGGUGUUUCGGAGAGAUAUAUCAAGUGGUGGAAGGAUAUGAUGCUUACUCGAAAUGGCGCAAUCAAAGAUGUUUUGGUGGAAAAAAGAUAUGCCAAGAUCUCUAAAGAUUUGUUACCCCUUGAGGCAAACAGGAAUGGGGAAGAUUGUCAUGGCUCGGUUGCAUCGGGGAAUCAAGUUAAUCCUAUGUCAGUGUCACAACCUUCAACAAAAUCUAGCAGUGAAGGUGGCCUUUCUUCAAUAAUUCCUGAAUUCCCUUCCAAGAGCAAGAUGCAAAGAUUUGUUGGAAUUGAAGAGCAGGAUUGGCCAACAAUGAACCCCAAAAUAUCAUCUUCUGUUCAGGCAAAAAAGAUCAAGGGCAGUUGCCAAGUCUCAAUCGCAUCGAAGAUUCCAAAGAGUGGUAGUAAAUUACCUCAAGUUUCAACAAAAUCAAACAAGGAACACAUUCACGAGUCAGUCACUCCAUCCAUUCCUUCUGGGAUAAACAAGGGGAUAUCUUAUGAUUCAAGCGAUGAAGACCAUAUUCCAUUAUCAAUGCGUUUGAAACAUAAUUACAGUGAUUCAAAAAGUACCAGUAGUUCACAUCAAACCUUUUCACACUACCAAUCCCGAAGUGUUGCUUCUUCAACUUCAAAAGUUGCCAAUUGUAAUAGCAGAAAAAGAAAGUUGGGUACCACAACAAAAGGGGGUGAAGUAACCACGAAACGCACUAGUGGUGUUGCUGAAGAAGUGGAGGUAAAGGCUGGUAAACGUAAAUCUACCAAUGGGACAAAUGGUACUGCUAGAGAAGUGAAAACAGAGGUUGGAUGUGUCAAUGGGUUGAUAGAUAUUGAUGAACCGAUUGAGAUGAAGCAAUAUAGCAAAGAAGGCAGAGAAUCACCGAAAGGUGUGGCUGAAGUAGGGAAGCAAAGAAAGACUGGAGAGUCUAUUGGUGACCCUAUAGAUCUUGACCACUACAAGGACAUUACUACAGGCAGAUUUCAGAAAGUUGGAAAGGAUCUAGAACAGAGGGUUGAGAAGCUGGAGAAAAUGUUGGGCUUAAACCCGGAUUGA
Messenger RNA from Camellia sinensis, 2352 nucleotides. Lineage: Eukaryota; Viridiplantae; Streptophyta; Magnoliopsida; Ericales; Theaceae. The record is from RefSeq and is a predicted model, not a curated record.